AUGGACCCAGACGCCGAGUCAUCGCAGCACUCCGUUUCUCGCGUUCCCGAGCGUGCCAAUGGAAAGUCUCGACGCUUUGCCUGCAUUCGGUGUGACAACGAUCAGAGCGGCCAGCCUUGCCGACGCUGUGCGGCUCAAGGAUUUCUGUGUGACUACGACGCUGACUACAAACGUGUGAGCAAGAAGAGGAAGAUUCAGGAGCUUGUCAACGAGGUACAACUACUUCGAGCUACUGUUGGAACCAAUGGUACUCCUGGUCCGUCGCCCUCGCGGACAUCUCUUCAGUCUUCUGAGCGACGACAUGUUGGCUUUGCUCAACAACACUAUGGCUCGCCACGCCCUUCUCCAAACGAUGUUAUCGACCAGAUGCCCUCGCCUAUCCUACCUCCCUCUUCGCCCGCUGCACCGCCUGCAUGGGAGCAAGAUAGCUACAUCACACCGCUCGAUCGUGUUCUUGGUAAUGUCGCCAUGUCAGGAACUGAGAGCACUCGUCUCUUCGCGAAAUUCUUUGAGAUGCAACAUCCAUUCAUAGACCUUCAAGAUGCGCAUGAUUUCCCCGAUCGAACGUACGCCCAAUCACCACUCCUAUUCUGGGCCAUCAUCGCUGUAGCAAGCCGGCAUGACAGCCUGAACUCUACGUUGCAAGUGACGUUGGCUCCAGCUGUCACCGAAUUACUAUGGACGACAUUCGCACGACCUCCACACUCAGUUGGCGACAUACAAGGUAUGCUGUUGCUUUGUCUGUGGCCGUUUCCAGCACCGUCCAUGAGCAGCGACUUUCGCUUUCCUCUCGUUGCCGCUACAAGAAGUGCAGCUAUGCAAAUCGGAUUACACUCUCUGGAUAACAUGCGAGACUUCUCGCACUUGAAGCACGGGGCAAGAAAUAUAGACAGGCUCAAAGCUGCAAAGACAUGGGCGGCGUGUGUUGUUGCUGUGGAGAGUGUCACCGGCUUCAUUGGGCAGCCAUCGGUUAUUCGAGACGAAGUGACUUCGGAUCAAAUCUUGAGUAUAGCCAUUGGGGCCGGUCUUCCAUCUCAACUCGAUCAUCUGUUCCAGAUCUUCGUAUUCAGCAAUCGUGUGCAUCGCCUUAUGGCAUCUGUCAGCAGAGAGACAGGAGAUGUCCACAGUGAGAGAGCAGUGAUUCUCAGAUUGAUGGAGAGAGACUUCAAGACUCUAUGGUCAAACUUGGACGACAGACUUUCCGCUAAAGCAAGGGUGAUGCUGACCUUCGCUGGUCUUCAAAUGCGUGUGUACUACUUCUUCGAAAGACGCACAUCUGCUGGUCGACGUCUGGGCAUCCUACGAGCGUAUCAGCUUGCUCUGCUGCUGGUCAGCCUGCUCAAAGAAGUCGACGGAUCUACAGGUUCGCUCCGUUACGCACCGGUCAUCUAUCAAGACGCCAUCAUAUUUGCCUCAAUCUUCCUUCUGAAGGUGAUGAAAAGCAGCUACUCCGAGGAUGUCGAUGUGGCGGCUGGCGACUCGGCUCUCGAUGUCUGCAUGGUGAAACUACGCGAGUGUGUCUCGACGACGGGUGAUUAUCGAUCGAAAGUGCACAAAAUGCUGUCUCAGCUCCGAACAAUGGAUUACACCUCGAGAGAUGCCGGUGACAGAGAGCCUCACCUGAAACUCCGGACUCGCCUCUCCGGUAGCUUAGUUCAUGACUUCCUGUGGAUGUGGCGCGAGGAGUUUGGAGGCCAUAUCAGCAAGAGAGCUACACCAGAGAGGGAGUUUGACGCUUCUACCAGUACCAAAGAAGCUACUGAGGGCACACAACUAGCCGAUCCCCAGCAGCAGCUCGACGAUUCUGGUCAGCCUGAUUUCAGCCAACAGUAUCCAACCCCACAAUACCCAGUCCUGAGCGGUAGCGACUACACAGAAAGCAACGAGGACUACCUGUUCGCGGAGAUCUUUGGAAGAGGAGGACUAGAUCCUUCAAGCCUUGCAACUCAACGGGCUGAUGUAGACUGGUUUUACCAGGCCGACUCGCUGACGCUGUGA
Molecule: messenger RNA, 1998 nt
Organism: Zasmidium cellare ATCC 36951
Lineage: Eukaryota; Fungi; Ascomycota; Dothideomycetes; Mycosphaerellales; Mycosphaerellaceae
Exons: 5
Coding region: 1-1998 (665 amino acids)
Biological process (GO): regulation of DNA-templated transcription
Cellular component (GO): nucleus
Molecular function (GO): zinc ion binding; transcription cis-regulatory region binding; DNA-binding transcription factor activity, RNA polymerase II-specific
Source: RefSeq, a predicted model, not a curated record